Galleria mellonella (greater wax moth) is the source of this 2795-nucleotide messenger RNA. RefSeq names its product proline-, glutamic acid- and leucine-rich protein 1-like. NCBI's taxonomy places the organism in Eukaryota, Metazoa, Arthropoda, Insecta, Lepidoptera, Pyralidae. The record is from RefSeq and is a predicted model, not a curated record. Gene Ontology annotation, cellular component: nucleus. The coding region runs from base 148 to 2631 and encodes 827 amino acids. Gene Ontology annotation, biological process: rRNA processing. The transcript is spliced from 13 exons.
UUUUUUACAAAGGCAACCCAUCACGUCAUGUCACUUGUGUCAUUUUCGAAUUUUUAAGUUCGCAAUGUUCUCAUGUUUUUCUAGGUUAUUUUAACCUGUUUAUUUACAUAUAAAUUCUCAUUAAAUUAAUCUAAUUAAACAAUAACAAUGAAUCAAAUAUUGAAUAAAGUUCGCGAUGUAGACCCUAAUAAUAGUGAAGCAGUGAAGGAAACCUUGACUGGCUUCUUUCAGAAGCUCGACAAACAUACUGAGGCGGAUUCUAUUAGAUGGCUUCGUGCGUUAGAAAGUAUAAUCAACCGGUUCCCAAAGUACUGUAUGUCACAUAGAAACACAAUAGAAAAUGUUUUGAUGGAUUUUUUGGACUCUAAUCAUUAUUAUAAUGUAAUUGAAGCUGCUAAAUGUGCACAUGUAUUACAGCAAGUACGUCCCACUCAGGAAAAAGGUGCUACACCAAAAAGUAGUUGGCGAGAUCAAAUGCAGGCAUUGUGCAGUGCAGCAUAUAAACUAGUUGAUUCAAUAUUUCCAAAUGUUGUGGACAUAUAUGGAAACAAUGAGAGCUGUGAUGAUAAACAAAACACAUUAAGUAACUCUCCACUACAUUUGGCGCUGCAAAAUAUUGACAAAGUAAAACAACAGGAGAAGAAUGUAUCAAAGAGAUCUAUACUUUUCACGAGGCUUAAAAAUAUAUUAGUUUUUAUUCAGGCAAUGCUUGUAGAAAUAUAUCCAGUAGCCAAACCAAUUCAGCCACAGAUAAUUCUAAAAGUAAUUGUGCGAAUCUUAAGUGUGACAAGUAUUAAGCAACCGAAUGAGUUUGCAGCCAACAUAGCCACAACCAAGACAUACGCUCUAAGGACUUUGGACGCUUUAAUUGCAUGUCUGAAUUCAAACCUAAUACCAUUUUCUGCCCUAGUCAUUAGAGCCAUUAUGCAAACACUUAAAUGGAGCACAGAGAAUCCGUAUAAAGAAGCAAGCCAAGUCCGCUGCGCAGCGUACAACAGUUUCUCCAAAUGGUUGACUGUACUGCACACACAACGCAUCGCAAACGAAAGGCGAGGCGGCGGUGGCAGCUGGGAUGACGAGCUCACCUCAUACAUACUCGCCGAUAUCACACCACAGCGACAUCUGGUUCAGCUUACUAUGUCGUCGCAAUCAACGAAGCAUUUGAGCAAGAAAGCGAAAAGGAAAUUAGCGAAUUCAAUGCUAGAGAAAAGUACAAUAGCAUCACAUGCACCGGGAGAGAAAAACAAAAUAGCUGUAUCUGAAGAAACAAAUGACGAAGUGGCAAUUGCAGCAUUAGAAUGCGCUGAAUUAUUCCUCACUGUUUGUGGGAUAUUUUUGAAAUCCUCCAUUCAUAAACUGUUCCAAGAGCGAUUAGUCCGCGAAUGCUACACCAUCAAUAGUUAUUCCAGUGAACGCACUAUAGCGCUGCUUCGCGCGCUGGAAGCGGCCCGCAAAUCCACCGGUCCAUCAGUACCGCCACCGACACAGUACUGUCUACACCUUUACAGCAAUAUGGUCAAUUCACAACAGCCAGAGGUUUCCAAAUUUUGCUCUCAAGCUCUACUGGACAUUCGACUACACCUCCACUGUUCACCGCCUUCGUUUAAUUUUGCCGUAGCGGUUUCAGAAGAUAAACAGAAUAAAGUAGACAACAAGAGAAAAAAGAUGUCAGAAAGAAACAGAGCUCAAUUGGAAGCUUUGUUAGGUGCAAAUAUGAUGCCUUCAGAAAAUUCAGACAGUGUUAUAACCAUACCAGACGAACCUUCUAAGAAGAAACCACGUUUAGAAGAAGAUAUUACUACUUUAAGCAGUGAUUCUGUAAGCUCAGUGGAGAUAAGUGAUGAAUCAGAUGAAGAUAAUGUUAUUGAAGUGAUAAAUGUAGAAAUGAAUAAAGGAAGUAAUGAAAAAAUUAAUGAAGAUGAAGAAAUGAACAAAAUGCAAAUUCAGUUGCAAAAUGAACCAGUAAAACCGACCUUUAUUGAUGAAGGCUCUGAAGAUCUAGUAGAGAAACCUAAAAGUAAUGCAAUCACUGAGCAAGUAGUAAAUGAGUCAAAUAAACUUGUAAGUAAUCCAAACAUCAUAGAACAAGAAAAGGAAAUUGAACCUGAUUCUACGGCAGUAAAUAUCGAUGUUAUUGUUGAACAAAAUAAUAUUGCCAUUGAAGUAGAUACAACAAACAUAUAUGAAGCCAAAACACAAUUGCCCCUUAAUAUAUCUAAUGAAACAACAGAUGGGGAAGAAAUGGCGCUUUCUAUUGAAGUAGCUUAUGAUUUGCCAUAUUCUGAUAAAAAGGUUCCAGUAUUAGGAAAAAUGGACGACGAAAAUCUACCAAGCACAAAUGAUACAGAUGAUAUACAAAUAACAUGUGGACAAGUAGCCAAAUGUUCUCAAGAGGCAGAAACGGAAAAAUGCAAGAUUGAUCAGAAUCAAUCAUCUCAUCAGAAUGAGAAAAUCGAUGAACCACCUAAAGUUAACGGUUUUAAAUCACCAAAAAAAGUUAUAAAUGAUAAUACCUCGGUUGAAACAGAAAAUAUAAUUAAUAAAGUUGCAGCUAAUAAAGAAGUAUCAGUUGAAGAUAUGUUGGCCGAUUUUGUUGAUGAAGUUAACGACGAAAGUAAUUGCAUUAAUUAAUUAAUAUAAUUUUAUGAAGCUUAAUUUUUGCAUUGGUGCCAAGUUGUAAUAAGUAAGGACAUAUAUUUUUAAACCAUAUAAAGUGAAUCUAUGAUUUCAAAUGCUGAUAAACUUUUAUUGUUUGUUAUAAAAGCAAUUCAUUUAAUAAAAUUCUGCUUUCGAAU